Molecule: messenger RNA, 2280 nt
Organism: Microthlaspi erraticum
Lineage: Eukaryota; Viridiplantae; Streptophyta; Magnoliopsida; Brassicales; Brassicaceae
Source: the annotation of a GenBank genome assembly
AUGGUCAACAUCGCUUCUGUUUAUGGAGAAUGGGUGAGAAAGGACAAUAUGGCGUCGGUUUUUGAGGUUGACUAUCGCAAAGGAGGGAGAAUGUUCUGUUUGAGGGAUGGAUGUACACAUGAUGAGCUUGUUCAAAUGGCCUUAGAUGAUUAUUCGGUGAACAAGCACGGACUGGAGUUAUCAUAUUCAUUACCAGAACUAUUCGUGCAGCAAACUCCUUCAAUUGAUUCUCCGCCUGUGUAUGUCACAAACGACAGACAAGUCUAUAGCUUGAUCGAGCUAAGUCGAACACAUGUUGUACGGCUUUGUGUCUCUAGCCAUGGGAAUGCUGAUGUGGAAGAUAAUGUACAUGGACGUAAGAGUGAAAACCAUGAUGAUGAGUUCUCUGAUGAUUGUGAUGAAGACUGGGCCGCGGACCCAGAUGAAGUGUCGAAAGGAGGAGAAGAUGCGGCUUGUGAUGAGGGUGAUGACAAGAAAGAUCCUCAUCAAAUCGAUGAUGAUACCCACGCGGACUAUAGUCAGUAUGGGAAAGUGGAAGAUGAAGACGAGCGUGAGACAAAGAUUCCUUUCGAUGAUCCCCGUCUUAGAGGGCGUGGUCAACGCAAACGAAUGGAUAAUUGGGAAGACAAUCUUUACGAGCACCAGAGUUUUGAUAGCAAGGAAGAACUAAUGUCGGAGUUGCGUUUGACGGCGGUGAUGACAAGAUUUACAUUCAGAGUAGCUACGUCUACAACAAAACUGCUUGUGGCCAAAUGCAAAGUGGCUGGAUGUGCAUGGAUGGUUAGAGCGGCUGUCAAGAACGAAGCCACCACGUUUUGGGUGACUAAGUACUCGAAGUGGCAUACAUGUUCUGUGUCUGACCGAGUAAGCAAGCAUACACGUUCCAGCUCGAAGUAUAUUGGGAAGCUAUUUAUCGAGCGAGUUGGAAUCAUCGAUGGUAUUGUGCCGCAACACAUCAGAGCUCUUAAACACGCACAAGAGUUGGUUUGGGGAACAGCAAAACAAGGUUACGCUAAUCUGCCUGCUUACUUGGAAAGAAUUAAGGAAGCGAACCCUGGAAGUGUUACUGAUCUUGUGCGUGACCUAGACGACCGUUUCAAGUACUGUUUCUUAUCAUUUGGAGCUUCAAUAGCUGGUUUUCAGUACUUGAGAAGAGUCAUUGUGGUGGAUGAGACUCAUUUAACAGGGACAUAUGGGGGAGUUCUAUUUGUCGCCGCCGGACAGGACGGGUACUUUCAAAUAUUCCCCUUAGCUCUUGCAAUUGUCGACGCUGAGGACAGCGAAUCAUGGGAGUGGUUUUUCAACAAGCUCCGAGAUUGCUUUAUGCAGCAUCCGCCAAUGGUCAUAGUGUCUGACCGAGCCAAGGCCAUUGCUAGAGCAUGUGAGAUCGUGUUUCCUUGGGCACUAAGAGGAAUAUGUUACUAUCAUCUCCAAGGUAACAUAACCAAGGAUUUCCAUGCAAAAGAGAUCAUGUAUAUGGUUAAGGGUGCAGCUUACGCUCAUACAGUUCCUGAGUAUAACCGCUACAUGGACUUCAUUCGAGCUGCAAAACCUGAGUUGGCAACUUACCUAGAGGAAGCAGAUCCGAAAUUGUGGUCUAGAGUUCAUUUUCCCGGUGAUAGAUACAACAUAAAGACGAGUAACAUCGCCAAAUCAAUUAACUCGGCUGUUCAGAAGGCAAAAGGAUAUCCCAUUCCAAAGCUUUUGGAAUUUAUAAGGGAGAAGCUUGGGAGAUGGUUUACCAAGAGGCGUGAGGAUGCUAUGAGUCUCACAACUACCCACAGCAGAGGAGUUGAGUACAUUUUAGCUGUGCGUUCAGAUUAUGCGGCAAGUAUGACCGCUGAACGCAUAGACACUUGGUGUUAUCACAUAACGGGAGGAAAACGUGAUUGCAAUGUCGACUUGUUCCGCAGAACGUGCUCUUGUGGGGUGUAUGAUGUUGAGAAAAUUCCUUGUACUCAUGUCAUUGCAGCCGCAGCCGCAUCAAACGUACUAAUGUCCCAUUACGUGUGCGAUUCUCAUUCUAAACUUUGCUUGUAUUCAACCUGUGCACAUCUGAUCUAUCCUAAGGCGGGAUCUGACUCACACGUAAAGAAACAACCGUGUUUGAUUCCAGUUGAAAAGGUCCCUCCUGGUAGGAAGAAGAAGUCGAGGUGGCUAACUUGGCUAGAAAUGUCGAGGAAGAAAAACAAUAAACCGAGGAAGAUGCACAAGAAGUACAGCUGCUCUAAGUGUGGGGAAGCAGGACAUACUCGCCCAAAAUGCGUCGCAGAAGACUGA